Epinephelus moara (kelp grouper) is the source of this 824-nucleotide messenger RNA. Its product is annotated as transmembrane protein 238-like. Bases 263 to 817 code for a protein of 184 amino acids. Lineage: Eukaryota; Metazoa; Chordata; Actinopteri; Perciformes; Serranidae. The record is from RefSeq and is a predicted model, not a curated record. The transcript has a single exon.
GAAAAAUCCGGAGGUAAACAGUAUUUUGUUUUCCCCAUGAAUUAGCCUGCAGAGGGUCGACAAGUGAAAUGUACGUUGUGCAUUUGAAGGCAGCAUGCUGAUCUGAGCCCCCUGGGUGCCCACUGAAUACAGUGACGUAGAGAAAGGGCGGGGCCUGCUCACAGGUGAACGCCACACAGGUGCAAGGUGGGGGAAAUGUGCGUCCUGAAAAACAAGUUAAGGUGUUGGGCGCCGUUACUCGGGCUCUCAGCUCUCCUCCGGCAUGGCCCACAGCUGCGUGGGAAACUGCGCGCCGAUGUUCUUCCUCGCCCUUGUUUUUGAUGCAAUUGGUCUGAUUGUACUUCUGGUGGGGAUUUUCGGCAACCUGAACGUGGGCGGUCACUUCUAUGGGGAUUUUCUUAUCUACACGGGCUCGCUCGUGAUUUUCCUCAGUUUGUUUUGGUGGGUUCUGUGGUACACGGGGAACGUCCAGCUUUACGCGGAGGACAGGACGAGCUCUCUGGACUUGGACAUCAACUUUACGCACUGGGCCAGGAAGCUGUCCGAGAGGCUCUCUAAAGGCGGUAAGAAGCCUCUGGAAGCUGGGGAGGAGAAGAAGAAGAGCAUAGGGAACGGGAAGGAGAUGAACGGUACACUGCCUUGUGUUACUUGGGAAGACGGCAGCGGCAAUGGAGCCGUGUUGGGUCACGACAACAGAGGGUUUGAUGGAUGGACCGAGGGCGCAUCGCCAGCUGACAAAAACGUGGAGUUGGGGGUGUUGAAGUGCUCAGACGUGGCUCUGCAGGCGGCGGAUGGCAAAGCAGAGAGGCUCCUCUGACACGAGA